Nematolebias whitei (Rio pearlfish) is the source of this 1993-nucleotide messenger RNA. It is a transcript of the gene kremen1, whose product is annotated as kringle containing transmembrane protein 1. Gene Ontology annotation, cellular component: plasma membrane. The record is from RefSeq and is a predicted model, not a curated record. Gene Ontology annotation, biological process: multicellular organism development. The coding region runs from base 171 to 1604 and encodes 477 amino acids. Lineage: Eukaryota; Metazoa; Chordata; Actinopteri; Cyprinodontiformes; Rivulidae. The transcript has 9 exons.
GCUGGAAAUCGGAUCCGUGCUCUGUACUAUCUGCUCUGGGCUGUGCGCUGUCAGAAGCUGCUCUACCUGCCUUUAAAGUCCAGGCUCGUUGUUAAACUCGUGCACAGCCUCAGACUGAGGGGACAGUCCGCGCGCAUCAGCUCCACUUCACCUGAGAGCCACGCAACACCAUGGAUUCCUCCUGGACCGUCACUUCUGCGCUCCUUCUGGCUGCCUUUAUUUCCUCUGCGGCUUUUACUCAUUUUGACACCGAGUGUUAUACUGCCAACGGAGAGGACUACAGGGGCUUCCAGAACCAGACCAGUCUGCUUGGUGGUAAACCAUGCCUCUUCUGGAACGAGACUUUUCAGCACCCGUACAACACCCUCAAAUAUCCCAAUGGAGAUGGAGGUCUGGGAAGUCACAACUUCUGCAGGAAUCCUGAUGGGGACGUCCAGCCGUGGUGCUACAUCCCUGAUCAUGAAGACGGGGUCUACUGGAAAUACUGCGACAUCCCUACAUGCCAGAUGCCGGGAAACUUGGGCUGCUUCAGGGACAGCGGACACCCCCCCACCCUUUCCGGCGCCAGCGAGAUCAACAAUAAACUCACUAUUCAGAGCUGCAUCAGCUUCUGUCGUAGGAAGAGAUACAAGCUUGCUGGGAUGGAGUCGGGAUACGCCUGUUUCUGUGGCAACGAAGUUGACGUGCGCGAGCGCAGCGAGUCAUCGAACAUAGAGUGCAACCACGUUUGUUUUGGCGAUCACACUCAGCCCUGCGGAGGAGACGGCUGGAUGAUCGUCUUCGACACCCAGGUGGGUGCCUGUGGUGGGAACUACACCUCACCAACAGGAGUCAUCUACUCCCCUGAUUUUCCUGAUAAAUACGGGGCCAGUCGUGUUUGCUACUGGACCAUCCAGGUUCCCGGUUCCUCCGCCGUCCUCUUCAACUUCACCUUUUUUGACAUCUCUGAUCAGACGGACAUGGUAGAGCUCCUGGAUGGCUACACCAACCAAGUGGUGGCCCGCUUCGACUGGCGCAGCCCCCCGCGGGAGCUGGUAAACGUCACAGGAGACUUUGUCAUCCUGUACUUCUUUUCGGACCGCACCAACCAGGCCCAGGGCUUCGCUCUUCUGUACCAAGCUCUCAGGAGCCCGGACAGCAGAACAGCAGAGACUAUAGGCGCCGAUGAGGACGACGGAGCAGAAGCCUCCAGCACGGAGGAGCCGAAGCCCGCCAGCGUUGUCACUGAGAGGUCCAACAGCACGUCUAACGGACGCUCAUCCCAAAUCCUGUAUGUGAUCACGUCCAGCCCCGGUAAACCGGAGCACAACAUGCCAGGUCAGUGGGCUGGACGCAGCGAGACCACCGGACACAGCGCUAUGUGGACCAUCUACGCUCUGGCUGCUCUCCUCAUUCUGACAGUGGUCGCCAUGUUGGCGAAGCUGCUGCUCCACGUCACAGUCAAGUCUCAAAACAUCCCGACCGUCAGCAGCUCGAACAGCUGCAGCCAGAGCACCGUGUCCUCUGAGCCGUGGAUCAUCCUUUACCGACCCUCCACCAUCUCCCUCUUCAAGAAGAAGCUAAAGAACCAUCACGGGGACCUCAGCCCUCUGGUGGGCCACUAGCACUCCUGCUGAAGUCCACCAUAACCCAACGCCACCAUCUGCUCUGCUCAAGGGUCGUCAAGCGCCAAGGCCGUCAGAAAAUGAAACUAUGAGGCGCUAUCAUGAGCCAACGACUGUAGCUGUUACCAAACAGCCUGUGGGCCAAAAAGGUCAGGCAUUCUCAUCCGUCUCAGCACCAAAGACAAAUGGUCAGACUGGGCUGUCAGGGGCCGCAGUGAUGGAGACGGAGGCGAAAGACUGGACCGAGGAAGAGCUGCAGCUCUAAAACAAACAGAAAGCUGCUUUGAAAAAGCAGGAGACCGUUUUCAUCGUCACCUCUGAAAUCCCUCCAGACUGCAGACUCACGAGUGGAAAACACAGCUGGGGACAGAGUGGCGGCUACCUUCAGU